UUCAUAUACGUGUCAUCAAGGAGCAGGUAGGGAUUAGAAAUAGGUAAUCAAACCCAGUUUGGUUGAAUGUAAGAGACCUUAGCCACUAUGCUAUGCUGCUAACCCUUCAGACCAGCGCCCAAAACUAAUGUUUGUCCCAACAUUUUCUUCAUAUUCUCCUAAUCCUGAACCUAUGCUACUGACAUGACGUUUGUUGAUUAUCCAUCUUCGUCUCUCACCUCCCCUUCCAGGGGAUCCCUGCUCUGGGGACUGCUGAUUGCUGAGCAUGCUGGGUAAUGAAGCACAAACCUCCAGCCAUCUCACCCUGGUGAAUUCGGAAGUUUCUGACAUUGACACCCGGGACGGACGACGCGAGACCAAGAUGGCAGAGCAUGUGGAGAGCCUGGACAUGAGGGAGCUGGACAUGGGAGAGGGGGAGGAGGUGGACUUUGAUGGGAACUGCUUGGUGGACUGCCGCAUCCCGUUCUCGGCCGUGUACAAGACGGUGAGCUUCAAGGACGGCGGGCAGGUCUACCUGCCCGCCGUCGCCAUCACCGCCAGCAUCCUGGAGGUGGAGCGCAACACCUCCGCCCAGGACCGCUUCAACCUCUCCCACCAGCGCAGCGUCAACAAGGUCCAGCCGGCAGUGUUUAAGAUAGAGCUGAGGCACGGGGAGUUCUCCUGGGUGGUGAGGAGGAAGGAGAAGCACUUUAUGGAGCUCCACCGAGAGCUGCUGCGCUACAAGACCUUCAUGAGGAUCCCACUGCCCUCACGCAGCCACACAGUGAGGAGGAAGAGCGUGAGGAAGAGUGAGGUGAGGGAGAUGCCCUCCCUGCCCCGGGGCAGGGGUGACGAGCUGGCCCGGGACGAGCAGGUCUCCAGCAGGAGGAAACAACUGGAGGACUACAUCAACAAACUGCUCCGAAUGGCCAUGUAUCGCAAAUACCACCACACUAUGGAGUUUAUAGAUGUGAGCCAGAUGUCUUUUAUCCACGACCUGGGGCCUAAAGGACUGGAAGGGAUGGUCUACAAGCGUUCAGGAGGAUAUCGGAUCCCUGGCAUGAACUGCUGUGGGCACAGCAAGGCCUGCUACCGCUGGUCUAAACGUUGGCUGGUGGUGAAGGACUCUUGUCUCCUGUACAUGAAGCCGGACACUGGAGCGAUCGCAUUCGUCCUCCUGGUGGACAAGGAGUUCAGCAUCAAGAUGGAUUCCAAAGAGACGGAAACCAGACAUGGAGUCCGCAUCGACAACCUCUCCAGGUCUCUCGUGCUGAAGUGCAGCAGCUUCCGCCACGCCCGCUGGUGGGGUCAGAGCAUCGAGAGCUUCGUGAGGGCCCACGGGAAAGCCUUCCUCCGAGACCACCGCUUCGGCUCCUUCGCACAGGAGGAGGAGAACAUCCCCGCCAAGUGGUAUGUGAACGGGAGGAAUUACAUGGAGGACGUGGCAGACGCUCUGGAGGAAGCCCAAGAAGAGAUCUUUAUCACGGACUGGUGGCUGAGUCCAGAGAUCUUCCUGAAGAGGCCAGUGGUGGAGGGCAACAGGUGGCGGCUGGACUGCACCCUGAAACGCAAGGCACAACAGGGAGUGCGGGUCUUCGUGAUGCUCUACAAGGAGGUGGAGCUCGCCCUCGGCAUCAACUCUGGCUACAGCAAGAGGACCCUGGCACACCUGCACCCCAACAUCAAGGUGAUGCGCCACCCCGACCACGUCUCCUCCUCCGUCUACCUGUGGGCGCACCACGAGAAGCUGGUCGUCAUCGACCAAUCGGUGGCCUUCGUCGGCGGGAUCGACCUGGCGUACGGUCGCUGGGACGACCGGGAGCAUCGGCUCACGGACGUGGGGAGUGUGACGCACUCCGUGGCCCUGGAGCAGGCCGGCUCUGCUAAAGCCGUCUCCCGCAGCAACGGAUGCGGGGCGGAGCCUUGCGAGGCUGCCGAGCUGCCCAAGCUGAAGGGGAUUGGUCGAAACCGGCGGACCCGCUUCAACCUGUCCCGUCGUCUUCAGAAACACGGCCUGCAGCCGGCCGACAGCGUCAGCAGCCUGGACAGCACAGCCAGUGGCUCGCUGCACAGCCUGAAGACAGACGGGGUAGAGCUGCUGGGGAACACUCGCUUCUGGCACGGGAAGGACUACUGCAACUUUGUCUACAAGGACUGGAUCCAGCUGGAGAAACCGUUUGACGACUUCAUUGACCGCUACACCACUCCCAGGAUGCCCUGGCAUGACAUCGCCUCGGUCGUCCACGGCAACGCAGCAAGGGACGUGGCAAGACACUUCAUACAGCGCUGGAACUUCACUAAGAUCAUGAAGCCCAAGUAUCGAUCUCUCUCCUACCCCUGCCUGCUGCCCAAGUCCCACUCCUGCGGCAGCAACCUGCACUACCAGGUUCCAGACUGCGUCAACACCAAAGUACAGGUGCUGCGAUCGGCAGCUGACUGGUCGGCAGGGAUCAAGUACCACGAGGAGUCCAUUCACAACGCCUACGUUCAGGUCAUCGCCAAGAGCAAACACUACAUUUACAUAGAGAACCAGUUCUUCAUAAGCUGCGCAGACAACCGCAUGGUGUACAACAAAAUCGGCGACGCCAUCAUCGAGAGGAUCAUCCGAGCACACAAGGAGGGUAAGAGGUACCGUGUGUACGUGGUGACACCGCUGCUCCCCGGGUUCGAGGGGGACAUCACCACUGGGGGAGGAAACGCUCUUCAGGCCGUCAUGCAUUUCAACUACAGGACUAUGAUCCGAGGGGAAUACUCCAUUAUAUCUCAGCUGAAGAAGGAGAUGGACGACCAGUGGAUGAACUACAUCAUGUUUGGAAGCCUGCGGACCCACGCAGAGCUAGAGGAGCACCUGGUCACCGAGCUCAUCUACGUCCACAGCAAGAUGCUGAUCGCCGACGACAACACCGUCAUCAUUGGCUCGGCCAACAUUAACGACAGGAGCAUGCUGGGAAAGCGGGACAGCGAGGUGGCGGUGAUCAUCCAGGACUCAGAGACGGUCACUGCGGUGAUGGACGAGAAGGAGUACCAGGCCGGACCCUAUGCCCUGCAGCUCCGCCUGGAGUGCUUCCGCACCAUCCUUGGGGGUCACAGCGAUGCCACCAUCGACCUGUCUGACCCCGUCAGCGAUCGCUUCUAUAAGGACGUGUGGAUGGCCACGGCUGGCCGAAACGCCACUAUCUACGAGAAGGUGUUCCGGUGCCUGCCCACUUCCCUUGUGCGGAACAUGUCUGAGCUGGAGCAGUACCAGGUGAAGGCGGGCCUGGCCCAGACCGACCCCAUCCGCGCUCGAGAAGAGCUCCGCAAGAUCCGUGGCUUCCUGGUCCAGUUCCCGCUGGACUUCCUGUCGGAGGAGAAUCUCAUGCCCUCAGUGGGCACCAAGGAGGCCAUGGUUCCCACAGAGAUCUGGACCUAAAGCGGUCGGAGACAGACACCUGCUCAACCCUCCUACUAAAAAAAACUUGCCCAACCCUGACGUCCAUUAUGAUGAACCUCCUUGUUGAAGACCAUACAGGGGAUAUAUCGGAUAGGUCUACUAGAUGAAUAGCUCAGACCAUCCCUACUUCUUCUUCUGGUAUUUGGGGAUUUGACCAACCAGGCAACUGACCAAUCCCAAGGAGUCAACUUAAUUUCAGUUCAUGUUUGAGACCCCAGUGAUCUUGAUUGAUUAGUAAGGGACAAAAGGGUCAAUUGGCCCCAAGUGCUUGGGAGAAGACACCCCCCGCACGCGGUUAGACAGCAUUCACACUGUGUGCUCUUCAAGAGAGGCGUGACGAUGCUUGGAUCUUAGACAAUGAAAAAAGAAGGACCAGUAAGGUUUUUUCAUAAGGUUUCGCUGAAUUUCUGCCAUGCCACGAAGGUCAGCCAGUCAUUCCUCAAUGCAUUGAUUUGAGGAAUGAGGCAAUUCAUUUUUUUAGGGAAAAUAAUUAAGACCCAACUGUGGCUGGGAGUAACGAAUAGAAGUUCAGUCAUCCAAAUGAUACCUGAAGACAAGUAGGAUUUUUUAUAAGGGACCAAUAGCAUCGCUCAUUUCUUUCAAUCGGCUCAUCUUGAACCAGAUGCAGAGAUCUGCCUCUACUGCCCAUACGAGGACUGUGACACCAUCAAAUGUCAUUGAGUGAAGUAUUCCCACCAGAGGUGCAAUGCAUGUGAUUGAGUGAGUUCAAUAGGGGUGGAUUUUUUCUGUAUGUUGUGUAUGAGCUUACCAAAUAAUAUUUUUCUUUUCUACUAUGGAUGCUAUUUUGGAGUUGUGUCUUCUCUUGAGUAUGAAAGAUAACUUUUUCCGCAUCGACCCCGUGGAUAUGUGAAGAACCAUCAUAUCUUCCAAAGUAGGCCAACACUCUUUCAAGUAAGAUUACAAGCAUUUAGUAGGCUACUGUUUAUAUCGGUUGGGUUGCAAAACUGUUUACACAUUAUUUAAAUUAAGGUUCUGCUUCACGCACACACACACACACGCACACGCACACGCGCACGCACGCAUGCACGCACACUCACACCCACACGUUUUAAAUCAGAAGCGCCUCUGGCUUAAAGAUGACUUGGCCAGGUCAUCUCCAGUUCAGUUAUGUUUUGACUGGAUUGUUCAAACUCGCUUCAGACUUGAACUUUGUUUAACUCUGUUUAACUUUGGCAGUUCAUUUUAAAGCCAACCGCUGUUAUGACCACAAAUUUGUAAUGUUCUUUUAAAUCGAUUCGUCUUGUGGUCAACGUCAAAGUCUGAAUGAUUGAAAGAUUCAAUCGAGAAUCCGUCCACUGAUGCCUUUCGCGUAGUUGAUAGCUUUGGUGUUUAAAAGUGAGUUCAAAUGCAACUUAAGCUAGCCAAAACUUCCACAUACCCUACAGAUGAAAGACACAAUGACAGUGAAAUGAGCAAUAGGAUGCAAACGAUUAACUAGUUUAUUGGGUUGGAAAUCGAAAUGAAAUCUAAUAGAAUAGGCUUUGUUCAAUUCUGGAUUAUAGGCUUGUUUUGACAAUGGUGCCUAAAACACAAAAACAAAACCAACUUCUACAACCAGCCUCUACCAGUAUUUCAAACCACUAUUGGCUUAUAAGGCUUACUAAAGUUUAAUAAAGUUAAGAUGUUUUAGACUACUUUGACAAGGCUCAUGCCAGCCACCAAGACAGUGCAGUGCAGGUAAUUUCUUAUUAGAUUUAUUUUUUAUGUACGAACGACGCCAUCCGAGAUCGAUGGGUUUUCCCAUGCAUUGAGAUUUACUUUUAUGAUCUAUUAUGAAAAACUAUAUUCUUAAUUCAUUAAGACCCAUUGAUUCGCUCUCUAGCUUUCUCUUUAACCGAUGGCCAAAACUGACAACGGGACCGUCCUCUCUCCUCCUCUCCGUUCACACUCAUCCAAAACAUGGGCGGGAUUAAGAAUUGUUGCUCACCAGAAACACAACUCUAAAAUCUAACACAUGAUCCAAGUCUCAACUUGUCUUUUGGCGCUUUGCAUUGCAUGAAAAAAUUCCACGAUAGUUUUUCCAGCAAUGUCGAAUAUGGAAAGCCACUUGAAUCCAUAUUGUAUUAAGUCUAUGUUAAUUAAAUUUAACCUAUAUUAGAAAGUGUAUUUGCGUCGUGACACCUACAUUAAAGCUCCAUUGGACACGCAGUUAUUCACUAACUUUUUAAUUGUCGAGCUUGUUGUGUGCACCUUCUGAACUGAUAGUAUCCUCCCCAUCAUUCGUCAUCACUACCCAAAAAGAAUUGGCCAGCGACCAGCGGUUCUGAAGAAGUUCCAGAGCCACACCUAUGCAAUUCUCAAGAAGAAGUUGAACUAGUUAUAUCACUCUUGUUCUUCAUUUAACCAGUAGGGAUGGGUUGGUGCAUUAUUUAUGAUGGACCAAGUCUUUUAUUGCCUUAUUUUAUGAAACAGAGGAAUACUUUGGAAUACAUAUUUUUUAAGGCAGAAUUGGGUCUAAAUUCAAGCUUGGCUCUAUUUGCUCAUGCCCCAUAUGGCUGGGGAUUAUCUCUGCUUGUUGUAACUGGGACAUUUAGUAUUUUUGAUGUGUGGUCAGAAUAUGCUAACACAGAUGGUUAUUAUCUAUGUUUUUCCUCUUCCGUAUAUAACAUAUUUCUGUUGGCUCAAGCAUGAAGGAUGGAAUUUUGUUUUGUACAGUUGGAAUAAUUCAAAAUUGCUGUUUUUUAAAGCAUAAUUUAAAUUCAUAAUAAACAUGUCUGAUUUGUU
Gadus macrocephalus (Pacific cod) is the source of this 6157-nucleotide messenger RNA. RefSeq names its product phospholipase D1a (gene pld1a). NCBI's taxonomy places the organism in Eukaryota, Metazoa, Chordata, Actinopteri, Gadiformes, Gadidae. Gene Ontology annotation, molecular function: phosphatidylinositol binding; D-type glycerophospholipase activity. Gene Ontology annotation, biological process: intracellular signal transduction; regulation of microvillus assembly; cell motility. The transcript is spliced from 25 exons. The record is from RefSeq and is a predicted model, not a curated record. The coding region runs from base 266 to 3391 and encodes 1041 amino acids.